AGGCGACGACGCGACGCCAGUUCGACGCGGCGCGGCGCUCUAUGGAUAUAGAGCUCGCGUCGGAGACGGACGUUUUUCGAUGUGCUCCGAGUUUACGCGGGAAAAUGAAUUUUGAAAUAAGAAUUUAAUUUUUUUAUUUGGAUUAUAAAAGUGACGUAAAAAUGCUGUUGUUCGGCAUCUUAUUUUUGAUUUCGGCUUCGAAUGCUGAGUAUGUUAUCGACGAAGAGUGUUUAAAUUACACAGUGUAUCCAGUGCAGUAUGAGCUAACUAUAUUUCCACAUAUUCGUGUAGACGGUGUCUCCUACUAUGACUGUAACAUAAUAAUUACGGUAAUCGCAAAUGCACCCUAUGUGAACAUAAUCGAACUCGAUGCGAGAGACUUAGAUAUAAAUGGAGAAUCGAUUAAAGUGUUAGACAAUAGUGUUGAUUUAGUAAAUCAUUAUAGACCUUUUGAAUUUGAUAAUAAAGUUGGCAAAUUGUUUAUUUAUCUGAGUCAACCGUUAAAACAGUACAGUGUUUCCCGAAAUCAGUAUUACAUCCACAUAUCGUUUAGAAAACAAGUGACAUCAAAAAGUGAGGGAAUUUUCGUUGUGGAACAUACAGAAAAUGGAAGAACACAGUACCUUCUGACGACGCGGCUCUCGCCCAACAGAGCGAAGUACUUCUUCCCGUGCUUCGACAACCCGCGGUUCGAGGCGGUGUUCAAGUUCAAGGUGUACGUGACUCCUCCACAGCCCGGUACACAGUACUGUAAUACCACGCUCGUCAUAGCCGAUGAGUUGAAACAUCAAAGUUCAAAAGACUACAAGAUUAUCGAAUACAUAUCUUCGCCUCAAGUUGCUCUCUACCAAGUUGGCUUUCAUCAUUCCCAAUUCGGACACAGAGAGGUUACUUCAGAUGAUAAGACCGAUACCAUAUGCGUAUGGGCGCCGGUCUCCACUCUACAAGACUACACCGUCAUCUUAAACGCUGGAGCCACGAUUCUAAAUUUGAUUCAUGAUUAUGCAUCAGUGAAGAGGCCUCUUGUGAACGGACCGAUAAAUAUAGUAUCUGUUCCGACAAUCCUUAAUGGAUACGAAAUUGGGAGUUGGAACUUACUAACAAAUGGGGACAACAGAUUAUCGUACCAUCACGAUUACACCAGCAUCAAGCAGAUGGAACAAAUGAUGUUCGAGUUGACUCAACAGCUGUGCAGGAUUUGGCUGGGGAGUCCUGGGGAGGCGGAGCGGACGAGGUGGAAGGACGAGUGGUUUAAGGAGGGAGUGGCCACCUACCUCACCUACUACUUUUUGACCCAGUACAACCACGGCAUACCAAAGAAGAAUAUCCCAAUAUCAUACUACGGUCUGCAAAUGAAGAACAAAGCUAUGGCGAUAGACUGGCACCAUAGCACUCCUGCCUUGAUAAACUUCAAUAACACAUUAGCUAUUGAUAUUCCGAAUCGAUACAAAGAUCUUGUCACCAUGAAGACUGCUUCGCUGUUUUGGAUGGUAGAGAACUGGAUCGGAACUGAAAAGUUCCAUCAGGCUUUAGUUAAAUAUAUUAAUUCAAGGAGAGGUAAAUCCGUUUCCCUAGUUGACUUCAUGAUAAGUCUUGAUCACGACACAUUCGAGUGUUUGAACCAGUUCUUCAACGGCUCAACCGCGUCCAGAGUUCUGAACUCCUGGUUCCAUAGACCUGGGUACCCUGUUGUAAACGUCCAGGUGUUGAGGGAUCGCCAACCUAACGCCAUACAGUUGAAGCAGCGGCAAUUCAGCUUCAUCAGCAGAAACAAAGUGGACUCCAACUAUCUGAUACCGAUCUCAUACAUCAUGCAGAACAAUCAGAACUGCUACAACUGCUACCAGCCGAGGUUCACUAUCGGCAUGCAGACCUACACUUUCGGUGAAAACCUCGAUGGCGGCUGGAUUAUAUUGAACACAAAUGCAUCAGGAUAUUACCGAGUUAAUUAUGAUGAAGAAACCUGGAAGCUCAUUGCAAAGACUCUUAAAGAGAACCAUCUGUCCAUAGAUGAACUGAAUAGAGCGCAGAUUGUAAAUGACAUUUUCGCGUUAUACGCAGCUGGUGAUAUCAGAGAAGAGAUUGCUAGAGAUGUUUUAGAAUAUUUACACAAAGAACUAAGUUUUGUAGUAUGGGACUCAGUUGCAUCUGGGUUUGAACUGUUGAAAAUGGAAGGAGCUGCGAUGACGAAGACGCUCUACAUAGAGUGGCAGGAAUUCAUUCAAAGUAAAGUGUCGACCGUUUACAAGCGCCUAAUGAGUAACACCGAGCAAUGGCCGCAGACGAGACUGUUCAGGAGUGGCGUGGUGGAGCUGGCUUGUGAAGUGCGGCUCCGGGCCUGCCUCAACGAUAUGAGGAGAUUUUAUUCCGACCAUCAGCUAGCUAAUACAAGAUUGAAUCCAGAUUUUAGAAGAGCCUGUUAUUAUACCAUUCUAAAUUCGGAAGACGCGAACAUCGUUGAAAAACUGAAUCGCUUGGAACUGGACGAUAAAUUCGCCACAGAACACAAAAUACGAGAAGAGAACCGAUUUCUGUACAAAAUUCCCGUCGGCACCCCGCGACCGCAACCCAUCAUCAUGUCCACCUCCUCAUCCACUACUACAGAGGCAAACGAAUUGGUACCAGUGAAUCCUUCGAGCGCAUAUUCUGCAAUAUCUUCAUUCCUGACUACAGUUGCAGCAGCGGCCAUCGUUAAACUGCUGAAUUAGAGAACUGUGAGCACUUAUUCAGUCUUAGCCCUUAGGUUUAUAUCGAAACGAGACAUAAAGAAGUGCGACACGGCGACACAAAAUUUCAAUAUGCGUCGCGCAAUUUCACAGUUUCGUUUCCACGAAAACUAACCAUUGUGCUGAUCGCACAUUUGUCCGUGCGGACACAUUCAUCCGCACCGUAUGCGCCGCAUUUCGUGACGUCAUUUCAUUCGAUGAUUUCUGGCUUGCGGCGCGUGCGGCGCGUAUGGUGCGGACAAAAUAUUAUGUGCGAUCACCUUCCUACCCGACUGACAAUUUUUUACGCAAAAUUAAGUUUACACAAGGUUUUUCUUUCUAAUGCGUAAAUAUAUAAUUGAUUUUAAUUGUUAAUGAUGAAUUCAAAUGAUUACUGAAUACUGGAUCUAAAAAAUGUGCCUUAAUUGCCUUCAGUUUGGCAAAAAUUUAAAGCUAGUUCGAAUAAUAUAAGAUGUGUAGUAUAAUAUAAUAUUAUAAUAAUAUCAAUUUAU
Molecule: messenger RNA, 3217 nt
Organism: Aricia agestis (brown argus)
Lineage: Eukaryota; Metazoa; Arthropoda; Insecta; Lepidoptera; Lycaenidae
Product: aminopeptidase N-like
Exons: 13
Coding region: 162-2708 (848 amino acids)
Biological process (GO): proteolysis; peptide catabolic process
Cellular component (GO): cytoplasm
Molecular function (GO): zinc ion binding; peptide binding; metalloaminopeptidase activity
Source: RefSeq, a predicted model, not a curated record